GCCGGGCCGGCAGCGGAGAACGGCCUGGAGGAAGGAGAGGGGGGGGAGGAAGACGGGAGAGAGGGGGAGGGAGAAGAAGAGAGAGAGGGGGAGGAAGACGGGAGAGAGGGGGAGGAAGGAGAGGAAGAUCUGGACGACGAGCUGGACGCGUCCCAGCUGGAGAGGUUUAUGAAGGACAGGAGGAGAGCGACGUCUCUGCCCGCGUACCCGGCCGCGCUGCUGCUCGGGGGGUCCACGUGUCCCCACGGGAGGAAGCACGUGAAGUUCGCCGACUCCAUGGGCCUGACCCUGGCCAGCGUCAAGACCUUCAGCUCGCUGGAGGAGCCGCGGGUCCCGAGCACGGUCCUGUCCCGGCACAACAGCUUCCCGCAGUCCGAGCCGCGCCCCGGCUUCAGGCCCGGCAGCCUGGGCGCGGACCGGCUGGUCGCGUGCUUCCCGGAGUCCCGGGACACGGAGCGCCGCGUGCAGCGGCUCCGCGUGUGCCUGGAGAAAGUCGCCAUCACGCAGUUCGAGGUGCGCGGGCAGAUCCGGGUCUUGUCCGGCGGCGGCGCCGGCAGAGAGGUCGGCGUGAGGUACACCUUCAACGACUGGCUCUCCCACGUGGACGCGCAGGCUCUGCCCGUGGCCGCGGAGCCGCCGCAGGGCUUGCUGGGAGAGCGCUUCAGCUUCACCUUGUACACGCCGCCCUUCAUGGGGCCCGGCGCGGCCGUGCACCUGGCCGUGUACCUGCGGGGCGACGGGGGGGAGUUCUGGGACAACAACGAGGGCCAGAACUACAGCCUCCAGUACCGCUGCAUGCCCGGCCCCCCAACCUAUGGCAGCGCCGCUUUCUCCACCUGAACUGUGCGUAAAAGCUGCAAACCUGUGCGUAAAAGCUGAGAACCUGUGCGUAAAAGCUGAGAACCUGUGCGUAAAAGCUGAGAACCUGUGC
Molecule: messenger RNA, 931 nt
Organism: Etheostoma cragini (Arkansas darter)
Lineage: Eukaryota; Metazoa; Chordata; Actinopteri; Perciformes; Percidae
Gene: ppp1r3g
Product: protein phosphatase 1 regulatory subunit 3G
Exons: 2
Biological process (GO): regulation of glycogen biosynthetic process
Cellular component (GO): protein phosphatase type 1 complex
Molecular function (GO): protein phosphatase 1 binding; glycogen binding
Source: RefSeq, a predicted model, not a curated record